Caretta caretta (loggerhead turtle) is the source of this 1113-nucleotide messenger RNA. RefSeq lists its product as uncharacterized. NCBI's taxonomy places the organism in Eukaryota, Metazoa, Chordata, Testudines, Cheloniidae. The record is from RefSeq and is a predicted model, not a curated record.
GAUCUGAUCGCUGUAUGGGGAGAGGAAUCCGUGCUAUCAGAACUCCGUUCCAGUUUUCGAAAUGCCAAAACAUUUGUCAGUCUCCCAGGGCAUGAAGGACAGAGGCCAUAACAGGGACCCGAAGCAGUGCCGCCUGAAACUUAAGGAGCUGAGGCAAGCCUACCGGAAAACCAGAGAGGCAAACGGCCGCUCCGGGUCAGAGCCCCAAACAUGCCGCUUCUAUGAUGAGUUGCAUUCCAUUUUAGGGGGUUCAGCCACCAGUACUCCAGCCGUGUUGUUUGACUCCUUCAAUGGAGAUGGAGGCAACACGGAAGCAGGUUUUGGGGACGAGGAAGAUGAUGAUGAUGAUGAGGUUGUAAAUAGCUCACAGCAAGCAAGCGGAGAAACCGGUUUUCCCGACAGCCAGGAACUGUUUCUCACCCUGGACCUGGAACCAGUACUCCCUGAACCCACCCAAGGCUGCCUCCCAGAUCCGCCAGGUGGAGAAGGGACCUCUGCUGCAUGUGUUUCAAGGAUCACAGGAUCUUCUCCCUCCCAGAGGCUAGCGAAGAUCAGAAGGCGAAAAAAACACACUUGCGAUGAAAUGUUCUCUGAGCUCAUGCUGUCCUCCCACACUGACAGAGCACAGACGAAUGCAUGGAGGCAGACAAUGUCAGAGUACAGGAAAGCACAAAAUGACCGGGAGGAGUGGUGGUGGGCUGAAGACAGGGCUGAAGCUGAAAGUUGGCGGCAGCGUGAUGAGAGGAGGCAGGACUCUAUGCUGAGGCUGCUGGAGGAUCAAAGUAAUAUGCUCCAGUGUAUGGUUGAACUGCAGGAAAGGCAGCAGGAGCACAGACCGCCGCUACAGCCCCUGUGUAACCAACCGCCCUCCUCCCCAAGUUCCAUAGCCUCCUCACCCAGACACCCAAGAACACGGUGGGGGGCCUCCAGCCACUCCACCCCAGAGGAUUGCCCAAGCAACAGAAGGCUGGCAUUCAAUAAGUUUUAAACUUUUAAAGUGCUGUGUGGCAUUAUCCUUCUCUCCUCCAGCACCCCUUCUGCGCUACCUUGGUAGUUAUCCCCUUAUUUGUGUGAUGAAUUAAUAAAGAAUGCAUGAAUGUGAAGCAACAAUGA